UGUGUGUGGGGGGGUUGUGUUUUUACCUCUGACCUGAAUGAAUAUAGGUGCAUUUGGUUUGAUAUGCCACUGCUGCCUUGCCCAUAAUAAGAUUCAAAAUCAUGAUUUUGCUUCUUCUGUUUUUUUCUUUCUUUUCAGUUUCUUUUCCAUCAGUAAUUUUUUUUCAAUGCUUUAUUUAGAAAUGUUCAUGUUCACACUUGUUCUUCCCAGUCUUUCCCCCCGCUGAUGUCACUGGAUGAAGCAGCUUGACUGAGCUUCCCAUGUCAAUCCAUAACGUGAGGAGAAGAAGCAUGAAAUUGUGUUUUAUUUGCCCCCCAUAACAUUCCCAAAAACGGGACAGUGUUUUUCUGCUAAACAGAAUCCCAGAGGGCUUGUAUUUAGUGACUUUCCUUGAGUUGACCAAGGCAGUUAUCCUUCUAGAAUGUGACCUCCGCUAUUGACGUUGCAUGCAGCUUGUGCAACGUGUACCCUUACUGUUUGCACUGUAGGCUUAUCAUACAUCAUUUACUGAUAGCCUAGCUAGCUUAUAUAGCCUAGCCAUUGCCUUUGGUUGAAUAACUGCAGUUUGUGUGCUCCUGCACCUGACAUUUUGCAGUAGCUUACCUUAAUGAUCAUUAUAAGGAUAUAGUUUUAUUCCGACAAUACAAAAAGUUAACAUUCCCAUCCUGUCCUGUUGCAGUCCUUUGUGGAAAUUCUCUCUCCUUUCUUUCUCUCUCCUCUCUUUCUCCCUUUCUUUCUCUCUUUCCUCUCUUUCUCUGAUGGAGGAUCUGAUUAGUGACCUCUAUUACUCUGUAUCUGCCCUCAUCACUUCAGUAUUUUCACAACAAUCAAGGAGGGGAGAAUGGAGGUGGCAAGUGGGAUUGACACGAGAUGUCUCUUUUGAGCACCUGUCAACCUAUUACAAAUCUGUGAAAAUGUAAUCAUUUGGUUACCAAAUAAUGUAUUUCCUGUAGGAGUUCCAGGCUGUUAAACAGUGAACUACACGUUUUGUUUUUGGAAUAGAUGUUUUAGUUGUUGGCCAAAGGCAAAGGGGUAGGCUACAUUCCUCUGUUCCGAAAGGUCAUUCCAGUUAGAGGUUGACAAAAUAAUCCAGGAGUAACAUUAUGUCAAAUCAUGUUAGUGUUAAAACAACACAAUGCCCAGAGCCAAAUAAACCCUCACAUGAGCAUGUAGUUGACCAUUGAAUGCAUUCUUGUUUUUCUUCAACAUUUCAGAGUUAUUCAGUGCAGGCUCUCCUGGGGGAGUUUCACAAGUCUGGAUUUAUGAGUUAGCCAGAACUACUUCUGUCAACAUUUUUAACCAGUCAGGAGGAGUCAUGUUACCAUGACUGCAAAAUCUUUAUCCUUUAACCUGCUCCAUGCUAGCCUUACUUGAAACAAUACAGACUACUGCAUACCAUGGAAGCCUAUUAUUGAUAUCCUGCUGAUGUUAUUGGAAUACAUUAGAAAACACCUUUUUGGAUGUUGUCCUCACUCAGGCCAAGGUUUGGCUAUAGGCUAGGCUAUAGGCUAGGCUACACUUAUUGUCCAUUAGUCAAUAAAUCUAUUCCCUUUGUGAAGUUCCCCCGUGGUUGCAUUACGUUGUUAAUGCACUCUAAAGCUUGAGGUUUGAAAUAGGACCAACUAGUGUUGUGAUGGUCAUGGACUUGUGGAUGACCGUAAUUGUCUCAUUGAAAUCCACCAGCCAGGCCAUUAAGGAAGCGAUUAACUCAGUGUUCAUCAUUAGUGUUACUCAUUCAUUUUCUUUCCGUCAGCGAUGCAUUUACCUAAGCAGCGAACACCUCCCUAUGCAGAAACAUAGAUGCAUUUACCUAAGCAGCGAACACCUCCCUAUGCAGAAACAUAGAUGCAUUUACCUAAGCAGCGAACACCUCCCUAUGCAGAAACAUAGAUGCAUUUACCUAAGCAGCGAACACCUCCCUAUGCAGAAACAUAGAUGCAUUUACCUAAGCAGCGAACACCUCCCUAUGCAGAAACAUAGAUGCAUUUACCUAAGCAGCGAACACCUCCCUAUGCAGAAACAUAGAUGCAUUUACCUAAGCAGCGAACACCUCCCUAUGCAGAAACAUAGAUGCAUUUACCUGAGCAGCGAACACCUCCCUAUGCAGAAACAUAGAUGCAUUUACCUAAGCAGCGAACACCUCCCUAUGCAGAAACAUAGAUGCAUUUACCUAAGCAGCGAACACCUCCCUAUGCAGAAACAUAAUGCAUUUACCUAAGCAGCGAACACCUCCCUAUGCAGAAACAUAGAUGCAUUUACCUAAGCAGCGAACACCUCCCUAUGCAGAAACAUAGAUGCAUUUACCUAAGCAGCGAACACCUCCCUAUGCAGAAACAUAGAUGCAUUUACCUAAGCAGCGAACACCUCCCUAUGCAGAAACAUAGAUGCAUUUACCUAAGCAGCGAACACCUCCCUAUGCAGAAACAUAGAUGCAUUUACCUAAGCAGCGAACACCUCCCUAUGCAGAAACAGCUACCUGCAGUGCAUCACUCCAAUCUGAAGAGUCACUCCUUUCUUGCACCCCGGACUCCCCCCUUGCAGAAUCUACAAGAACAGGACUAGUACAGACAAAAUGGUAAUAUCGUCUCUAGUUGAGAUCUGAGAGGACUAGAUGAAGAGUUUCCACCAUUUUCCUUGCCCCUAUCCAGUUGUUUCUGAUGUUCUAGGGCGAGUUCAGUCCCAGAAGGGCCCAGGUAUGGAGUGUCAUUGUCAGUUUGGACCUGAAGCUGAUGCCACUGCUGUGAGUGUGUCUGUGGCCGACCUGCCAGGGAGAGCAGAGGGGCUGGGCUUGGCAGGACAACAAUGCUGCUGAUUCAGCAGAUCCGGCUGCUGAACACCAUUUUACUUUCUCAGAGAGGAGAGAAAGGGGAGACACGGAUGCAGGAGAAGCGGCAGCGGAUGGUCAGUGUUGCCGACGAAGCAGUGAGCAUGUCUGCAGAUUCGUUUGGCGCUGGGGGCAGCGAUGCCCAGCAGAGCCUACAGUCGUUCUGGCCACGCGUCAUGGAAGAGAUCAGGAACCUCACGGUGAAGGAUUUCCGCGUGCAGGAGUUGCCUCUCGCCCGAAUCAAGAAAAUCAUGAAGCUGGAUGAAGAUGUGAAGAUGAUCAGUGCGGAGGCUCCAGUGCUGUUUGCCAAGGCAGCUCAGAUCUUCAUCACAGAGCUCACGCUGAGGGCCUGGAUUCACACUGAAGACAACAAGAGACGCACCUUACAGAGGAACGACAUUGCCAUGGCGAUAACGAAGUUUGACCAGUUUGACUUCCUUAUCGACAUUGUGCCCCGGGACGAGCUCAAGCCCCCCAAACGACAGGAGGAAGUGCGUCAGUCGGUGGCCCCAGCAGAGCCGGUUCAGUACUACUUCACCCUGGCUCAGCAGCCAGGCCAGGUGCAGGGCCAGCAGGCCACUGGACAACAGGCUACCACCAUCCAGCCUGGACAGAUCAUCAUCGCACAGCCACAGCAAGGACAGGUGCUGCAGGGGACCACAAUGCAACAGUUACAGCAGGUGCAGGUAGCCCAGUCACAGGGCACACCUAUCACGGGAGGGGCUCCAAUGACCAUGCAGGUGGGAGACCAGCAGGUCCAGAUAGUACAGGCGUCGUCCCAGGGCCAGACCCAGACGGUGCAGUCAGGACAGACCAUGCAGGUCAUGCAGCAGAUAAUCACCAACUCCGCAGAGAUCCAGCAGAUACCAGUGCAGCUGAACAAUGGUCAGUUGCAGUACAUUCGGCUGGCACAGCCUGUCUCUGGCACACAGGUGGUUCAGGGACAGAUCCAGACGCUGGGUAACACUCAGCAGGUACAGAUUACACAGACAGAGCAAGGCCAGCAGCAAUUCAACCAGUUUACUGACGGACAGCAGUUGUAUCAGAUUCAGCAGGUGAUGCCGGCGGGACAGGACCUGAGCCAGCCGUUGUUCAUCCAGUCCACCAAUCAGACGGCUGAUGGACAGGUCACCACACAGGUCAGCACAGACUGAGGCUCUGGAAGCAUCCUCCUGACCACCAAACCAUUGACCACACCACCUGCUACCAUCCAUAAGGACAACACUGGCUCAAACGCCAAGGGACCUCCUAGGAGGCGUCCAAAAUGGUCAAAAGUAGAGCCCAUUAUAGGGUGCCAUUUGGGAUGUACUCUUACUCUCAUUCAAUACACUGGUCUAUGACAUGAUACCGGUACUUAAAAGGAACUGUCUGGCAACAACAGUUCUUAAUUCAGUAUACUGGGUCAGAUACCAAAGGGACUGCUCUACAACUCCCUCUCAUUCCCAUUUAAUAUCGUCUCUCUCUGCCUCUGUUAGUUCCUCCAGGCACCCACUCUCACCUGAUACGUUCCCCAAAAAAGCCCCCAUUCAUGAGAGCUACACACAGGGUAUCCAAACACUGAAUCCUCCAGGACUCAACUCUCCUCCGUUUUAGUGACCAGCUGUUCAUCCUCAAUGUCUGUAAAACCUUUAUGUACAAAUCUCCUCUGUAUAUUCUCUGUCUCUCUGUGAAGUACACCAUAUGGGUGGCUCUUGGGUUCUCUAUGGGGACGUCCCAAAUGCCUCCCUAUUCCCUAUACAAUGCACUCAUUUUGACCACGGUCUAAAGGGUUUUGGUCAAAAGUAGUUUUCUAUAUAGGGAAUAGAAUGCUUUGGGAUGCAUCCGAUGGAAGGCUUGGCCCUUGUUUUGUCUACAAGCCAAGAUAACAUAAAUCCUUUGUUUGUAAUGUUUUUAUGUGUAGACGUUUCAAAUAAUAAUCUAUAAAGCCAUACUCUUACCUAACCCAUUUAUUUCACAAUAAAUCAUUGUCAAUUGUACGAGACCAGCCAUGAUAGGUCAAUUAAGUUAUGUUAGUUUCUGGCAGGUUUUUCACAUUGACGAGUCAUUGCCAUCGAUGAAAGGGCUUCUAACUGUAUGAUUGAGUUUUGUAUGUAUGACCUGUGUGUGUGUGUGUGUGUGUGUGUGUGUGUGUGUGUGUGUGUGUGUGUGUGUGUGUGUGUGUCAUUCAAUAUUGUGCAGUUACUGCAGUAUACUUUCCCUAUGGCCCAGUGAUCCUAUUCACCUCUUCAGUGCCCCCUCUUCUCUAUUUCCUCUUCUAUUCCCCUCUCCGUCUCUCCAUUAAUUUCCACUGAUCACUCUAUCAUUGUUAGAGCAGGGAGAGGUUAGGCCUUUCUGUCUCUAUGCAGUCUCUUCUUUCUCCACUUCUCUAUAUUUCUCUCCCUUUACUGUUUCCUGUAUCCAGAGAGGUUUGUGGUUCUCCUGCCUGCUCUGAGGAAGCCUAAUGUAUAAAAACAACUCCACUGGAAGAAAGGCCUCUUUUUAUAAACUCUUAUUUUGAAAUCCUGUUGUAACUUGUCAAUGUUAAUUUGUUUUUAUGAUCACCCCUCUCCCUCCUCCCCUUUCUUAUUUAGAAAGUUGAAUUGUUAUCAUUGCUGUUCUUAUUAUUGUCGAUUUGCAUGUAGUUUAAACUGCCAGCAUGAUAUGCAAUAGAUGGGUAGACAUUCUAUUUUGUAAGCAAACUUUGGGUUUGUGAGAAAAUAAAAUGCAAAUAAAAAACAUUACAUGCAAUCUUUA
This is a messenger RNA of Oncorhynchus masou masou (cherry salmon), 5557 nucleotides long. Its product is annotated as nuclear transcription factor Y subunit gamma-like. Gene Ontology annotation, cellular component: nucleus; CCAAT-binding factor complex. Bases 2803 to 3978 code for a protein of 391 amino acids. Gene Ontology annotation, biological process: regulation of transcription by RNA polymerase II. The record is from RefSeq and is a predicted model, not a curated record. The transcript has 11 exons. Gene Ontology annotation, molecular function: protein heterodimerization activity; RNA polymerase II cis-regulatory region sequence-specific DNA binding; DNA-binding transcription activator activity, RNA polymerase II-specific. NCBI's taxonomy places the organism in Eukaryota, Metazoa, Chordata, Actinopteri, Salmoniformes, Salmonidae.